Brassica napus (rape) is the source of this 2797-nucleotide messenger RNA. RefSeq names its product protein IQ-DOMAIN 32. Gene Ontology annotation, molecular function: protein binding. The record is from RefSeq and is a predicted model, not a curated record. Lineage: Eukaryota; Viridiplantae; Streptophyta; Magnoliopsida; Brassicales; Brassicaceae. The coding region runs from base 252 to 2501 and encodes 749 amino acids. The transcript has 6 exons.
UGUCACGACAGAGAUCUGACAGUGACAGCGUUAUAUCGCUUUAAUUGGCACCUCAAGAGACAGAAGAAGAAGAAGAGGAAAGAUUGGCGGAUUCCAAACCCAAAACACUAAACCGUAUUUUAAUUGCUUACUUUGAGUUCCGUUUCCUUCUGCUCCAACUUCCAACGACACACUCUCUCUCUCUUCCUAAACUCUGAUCCAACAAAGAAGAUAAAACGGUCUGUCUUCAAAGAACAUCAACAGCAUCGAACAUGGGAAGAUCUCCGGCUUCUUCUUGUCUCCGCAUCAUCGCUUGCGCCGGUGGUGACGAUGCCACCGAACCUACGGCGAACAAGAGCUCGCGUGGAUGGAGUUUCAGGAAGAAAUCUGGGAAAAAUCGAGGGUUGAUCACUAGUGUUGUCUCUGAUACAACUCCUGCUUCUAGGACUAGAGAAACUCUUGAAUCCGCUCUCCUCAACUCUCCAUCUCCUGACAAUAACAUUCUCUCUGAAAAGCACGCUUUCUCUGUUGAUGAUGAUGAGAAGACGAAGAAGAGCCAGUUACCUGUUACCUAUGUGGCUGAACCUGUGGAUGAGAAGAAAAAACAAUCCGCUGAGGAUAAAACAACGGAGUUGCCUGUUCUUGUGGAAUCGAAGGGGACUGAGACUGAGGAGGAUGAUUUGAUUGGAACUGAGCUGGAACCUAAGCUGGAAGGAGCAAAUGCUGCUGAUGCAAUUCUGAUAGAGAAAGACACUACUCCCGAGGUUGAACCAGAAGCAUCUGAAGCCGAUGAUGUGAUGAUCAUUACCAGAAAAGAAAGUGAUGAAGAAGUUGAUGAUUCUGUUAUCAUUAUCAUCCAAGCUGCCAUACGUGGCUUUUUGGCGCGAAAAGAGCUUUUGAGGCGGAAGAAAGUUGUUAAACUUCAAGCUGCCUUUCGUGGCCACCUGGUUAGGAACCAGGCAAUGGGAUCGCUGCGCUGUGUCCAAGCUAUUGUCAAAAUGCAGACGCUGGUCCGUGCUCGCCAUUCCACCAAAGAUGUUAGCCGUGUAUCAGCAAUCUCGUUUCAGGAUAAGGCGGAAACAAAUGCAGCAACACAAAAGCUUCUUGAAAACAAGUUUGCUAAACACCUAAUGGAGUCAACUCCCAAGACGAAGCCUAUCAGCAUUAAAUGUGAUCCAACAAAACCUAGUUCCGCGUGGACCUGGUUGGAGAGGUGGAUGUCUGUUUCCAACCCUGAGAAGACUUCGAAAUCUGAUAUGGAAACGGAAGAGCAACAGUCGGAAGGAACCAAAUCAUCUCAAGCUGACGUGGUGAACUCUGACUCAACCUUAGAGACCGAAGCUGAAACUGGUCUCUCAAGUAAGGUAGCAGCUCAUCCUGUUGAGCUAUCUGAGACAGAGAAAAUGAGCCAAUAUGAUUCACCAGAAGCAUCUGCGGAGGCUGAUCGUGACUUGAUCCAGUCUCAUCCACUUGCUGCAAAGGAUCCAGAGGCUUUGCUCGAAGAGGAUGAUCAGCCUAAACCUUCUUUGAAUCGUAAGGCAAGCAACCCUUCAUUCAUUGCCGCGCAGUCGAAGUUUGAGGAACUUACUGCAUCCACUGGUUCCAGCAAAGCAUUGGUGCUUUCUUCUAAAGAUGGUGUUUUAGGUGAAGAAGGCAAAACAGAUAAAGAUCCAUCAGAGGCUAACACUACGAGCACGAAAAAGGACCAGUCUCUGGAAGAUGUUGCUCUCGGUGGAUCUGAGUGCGGCACCGAACUCUCUGUAACUUCUUCCCUUGAUUCACUUGACAAGAAGUCAGACAUUGAAAGUGCAGAGCCCAAGGUUGAAUCUAAGCUUCUAGAGAACGGCACUCCCAAAACAGACCAAGCAGAGUUGAUAGAAAUUGAUGUGAAAGCUGAAACUCCAUUGGCUAUUGUUGAGGACCGUAGGGAGGAUGAAGUUGAGGUUUCAGUAAUACAGAAUGAAUCAGUUAUUAGUACACCAGAUUCCAAAAAAAGACAGGCAGAAGAUGGAACAGGACUUCAAGCUUUAACUCCGAUGUCAGUCACUGAAUCUCAGGCAACACCGGCAAGUCAAGCGUCAUCUUCAGUUAAAGCAAGAAAGGAAAAAUCCGGCAAGAGUGGUUCAAGCCAAAAGAGGAAAGUUAGCAAGAAAAUAACAUCAACUCCUCCCAAACAGGAAACUGGUAACGGUGAGGGUAAGAAUGUGAGAGAACAAGAAGAAGGGAAAGAACAGAAAAGCGGGAGAAGAAACUCUUUUGGUAAUGAUCAAGAAGCAAGAGAGAGCAGCGGAGGCAAGAACUCUCUUCCCAGGUUCAUGCAGCCAACACAGUCGGCAAAACUUAAGGUUCAAGAACAUAACUCACCAAGAUCAAGCCCUGAUCUUCAGGAAAGAGACGUUUCCGUCAAGAAGAGACAUUCGCUGCCUGUUGGUGCCAAUGGGAAACAAGGCUCUUCUCCUAGAAUCCAACGGUCUGCGUCUCAAGCACAACCGGGAGCAAAGGAGAGAAAAUGGCAGAGAUGAAGCUGAAGGGAGUGAAAUGGGAAAAGGAAAAUGUUAGGGGAGUAUUUGAUGAUUGGUAUGUUUGUUUUCAGACAAUCCUUGACUCUAAUUGCAGACAAACUAAGUGACAGAUGAAGAACGGAGAAUGGAGAAGGAUAGUCUUUUGUACAGAAUCGUUUUCUUUUCUUCUUUCAAAAAAAUGUUUUAUUUGUGUGGUUAUUUGGAUUAUUUGGUUUGUUGUUUUAUUGGGACAUAACCUGCUCAACUGAAAGUCGUGCUAUAGAUUAUUUUUUUUUUAAUAUAUUUUUCACAGAAAA